Messenger RNA from Glossina fuscipes, 786 nucleotides. RefSeq names its product acyl carrier protein, mitochondrial (gene ND-ACP). The record is from RefSeq and is a predicted model, not a curated record. The coding region runs from base 123 to 692 and encodes 189 amino acids. Gene Ontology annotation, molecular function: acyl carrier activity; acyl binding. The transcript is spliced from 5 exons. NCBI's taxonomy places the organism in Eukaryota, Metazoa, Arthropoda, Insecta, Diptera, Glossinidae. Gene Ontology annotation, biological process: fatty acid biosynthetic process. Gene Ontology annotation, cellular component: mitochondrion.
AAUGCAACCGUGAAUAAUAUAUUUGACAAUUCUGCUCAACAUUUUUCUCUGCAGGGAGAAGAAUAUAAGUUUUGAAGCAGUUUUUACAUAAUAUUCUUUUUGCAAAUUUUGGGCGUUACGCGAUGUUUCUGUCACAAUUUGGACGUAGGUGCGGUCGUCUGGCAGUAGCUGCAAAUGGAUUCCGUGUGGUUACCGUCCGGUCCCAAAUGCAUAUGCUACACAGAAUUGCACUUCCAUGCUCAAGUUAUGGAGUAACGCAGAAAAAUUUGAAAUCUCGUAACACCAAUAUAUCAGUACGUUACUACUCGGGCAAACUUAAAAUGGAAGAAAUACGUGAUCGUGUUCUUAAGGUCGUAGCUUCCUAUGAUAAAGUUACUAGUGAUAAGGGGAGCAAUAUUUGGCAACGGCAAAUGGUUCGUAAUUAUUCCGCAAAACCCCCUCUUAGCUUGAAAUUGAUUAACGACAGAGUUUUACUUGUACUGAAAUUGUACGACAAGAUUGAUCCCAGCAAGCUUAAAGCUGAGUCUCAUUUUAUUAAUGACCUAGGUCUGGAUUCGUUAGACCAUGUAGAGGUGAUUAUGGCGAUGGAAGAUGAAUUCGGUUUUGAGAUUCCCGAUUCGGAUGCGGAAAAAUUGAUGCGUCCAGCUGAUAUUAUAAAAUAUGUGGCCGAUAAGGAAGAUGUCUACGACUAAAUGUGUUAAUUUUUUAGCAGAAAACUAUUCUGUGUAAAAUAUUUAAGCAUAUAACAAAAGCAAAAACUUUAUUACCUACAUACAAGUUAAAACC